Molecule: messenger RNA, 1946 nt
Organism: Gossypium raimondii (Peruvian cotton)
Lineage: Eukaryota; Viridiplantae; Streptophyta; Magnoliopsida; Malvales; Malvaceae
Product: chaperone protein dnaJ 16
Exons: 12
Coding region: 332-1549 (405 amino acids)
Source: RefSeq, a predicted model, not a curated record
AAGAAAUAUUACCAUUUCACCUCCAAAAUUUCGCCCUCCUUGUCUCCUCUCUCUCCUCCGAAGCUUCAGCUUGGAGGUCCCAUGGAGUUUCUUCUAUCUCUCUGCUCUUCUCAAUGCACCUGACUCAUUUUAUUUUUCUUUUUCUCUUUGCCUUUCUUAAUCCCAAAAAAUGUUGUAGUUCGCUGAAAUGAGGUGGAAACCAAAAGGAAAACAAUUUUCAUUUGGUUUUAGAAUUUAGUUCAACUUUUGGAUUUUUAGGGUUCCUGAGAGGAAAAACUAAACCGAGAAGAAAAUUCCCUUAUCGUACUUUUUUUGGUGGUGUUUUUAAAAAAUGCCGCCACAUCGAUCCAAGUCGGAGAAAAACGACGGAAUGGCGAAGCAGCUUCGUCGAGAUCCCUAUGAGGUACUUGGAGUCUCGAGGAACUCUACGGAUCAGGAAAUCAAGAGCGCGUAUCGAAAAAUGGCUCUCAAGUACCAUCCUGAUAAGAAUGGAAAUGAUCCUGUUGCAGCUGAUAUGUUCAAGGAGGUCACAUUUUCUUACAAUAUAUUGUCUGAUCCAGAUAAAAGACACCAGUAUGAUACAGCUGGUUUUGAGGCUGUUGAAGCUGAAAACCAAGAAUUGGAACUAGAUCUUUCAAGCUUGGGGGCUGUGAACACCAUGUUUGCUGCACUUUUUAGCAAACUCGGUGUGCCUAUUAAGACCACUGUAUCUGCGACUGUCUUGGAGGAGGCACUUAAUGGUGUGGUCACCAUCCAGACACUUCUGCUGGGGCAACCUGUUUCUAGGAAGGUUGAAAAACAAUGUGCUCACUUCUACUCUGUCGAAAUAACAGAAGAGGAAGCAAGAGAUGGGUUUGUUUGCCGAGUACAAUCAUCUGAUAAAAGCAAGUUCAAGCUAUUGUAUUUUGAUCUGGAAGAGAAUGGUGGAUUAAGCCUUGCACUGCAGGAGGACAGUGCAAAAACAGGAAAAGUUACAUCUGCUGGAAUGUAUUUUCUUGGCUUCCCUGUCUAUCGCUUGGAUCAAACAGUCAACUCAGUUGCUGCUGCAAAGGAUCCAGAUACAGCUUUCUUCAAAAAACUGGAUGGAUUUCAACCAUGUGAAAUAACUGAAUUAAAACCGGGCACACAUUUUUUUGCUGUUUAUGGUGACAACUUUUUCAAGAGUGUAAGCUACACUAUAGAAGCUAUUUGUACGGCCCCUUUCAUAGAGGAAAAAGAGAACCUUAGAGCUGUGGAAGCUGAGAUUCUCUCCAAAAGGGUGGAACUGUCAAAGUUUGAAACUGAAUACAGAGAGGUCCUGGCACAAUUUACAGAGAUGACAACCAGAUACACAAAGGAAAUGCAAGAGAUUGAUGAGCUUCUCAAACAAAGGAAUGAGAUUCAUGCUUCCUACACGAUGAUUCCUCCAAGUAAGAGAAGUUCAAGUAGGAGCAGGAGUAAGGGUGUCUCCAGGGAGGCCAAAGAAGGUGAAGUGAGAGACAGGAAACAUUCUACGAGGGAUAGAACUAAGAAGAAGAGAUGGUAUAAUAUCCACUUAAAAAUUGACUAGAGAAAGCAGCCAUGCUGAACAGGAUAAAGAAGUCUGCACAAAUUACAAAUCAUCAAUUUCUGCACCCAUCAUUUGUUGCAUUGGUUCAACAUUUGUGCGUUGAUCAUGAUGUGAAGAAGAUGGUUAAGAUAGAAGUUAACCAUUUCUUCAGCACGUCAAGGAUGACAGUAACUCGUUGUUAUUGUAAAAUUCUUUCUUCUUCCUUUUUAUUUAGUUUUUUUUUUCUCUCUGGCUCUUAUUUGUAAUUUAUCCGCUUGUUCUCAACAAGAGCACUCGUAAGAUUCCCCCAUUGAUCAACACUGUGGACUUAUCAGGGUACAGGACGAGGAGGUAGAAUACACUUCCUGCCCAAACCCGACCUAUUGACAUCCCUCACCAGAACUAAAUUUUCUCUCAA